Messenger RNA from Phanerochaete carnosa HHB-10118-sp, 1115 nucleotides. RefSeq lists its product as uncharacterized. The coding region runs from base 1 to 1020 and encodes 339 amino acids. The transcript is spliced from 4 exons. Lineage: Eukaryota; Fungi; Basidiomycota; Agaricomycetes; Polyporales; Phanerochaetaceae. The record is from RefSeq and is a predicted model, not a curated record. Gene Ontology annotation, molecular function: ATP binding.
AUGGCGACAUUGGCCUUCAACGCCAUCGCCACCGUCACCCUCACGGGCUUGUUCCCCACGCGGAAGAAUCCCCAGGCGGGCUCGCUCACAACCCAACUCCAGCGAAGGGAGGUCCCACUGAACCUCUUGAAGCCGGCCAUUCGUGACCCUAGCACCUGUAAGGGAAACGGAUUUGUAGAUAUGCCACCGCGUCCUCCGUCCAAGCAGCCUCCUCCCGGGAACGCACACCUACAUGCGUCGCUGGGCGAAUACCUUGGACAUGGCCAUUCCAGUAUCGUCUUCGAUCUAAGAGACGUCCAGCUAUCUAGUGCACCCUCCGAUGUAGUCGUUCCCCCUCUGGUGGUCAAGGUUGCGCGCAUCAAUCGCGUCACCUCCCUGCUUCGUGAGGCCUGGUUCUACGACGACAUGGAGUGCAUCCAGGGUGUCAGCAUUCCCCGAUGCUACGGCUACUUCGAGACUGAGGUUCCCGAAGACUCUGACGUGAGGCGGCAACUUCUCGCUGUGGCGAAGAAAUAUCGCCCCGAAGACGAUGGGGAAGAGAAUCUCGUUCUCAGCAGGGACCAGAUGAUGGGACCUCUCCACCCGCUACUGGCAGAGCGAUGCCAGCGACGCGAUAUCAUCGCCGUGACCAUACUGGAGAAGCUUGGACCUCAACUUCCUCUGGGGCAGGAACUAUCUGAGGAGACAAAGGAGGAUCUUGAAAGCAUGUUCGAAGACAUGGCGCACCUUUGCAUUAACAAUGUCGAAGACAUUCGCUGGGAGAAUAUCCUGCAGGCUCCCGACACUUCGUCAAGUCUUCCUUCACUUCCAUCUCCAUUCACGCAGAAGGUCCAUCGCUGGAGAGCGAUCGACUUUGAGCUGGCCAUCAAGAUUAAUCUGUCUGUGCCACACUGUCAGCUUGAGCAUUACUGUGGACUUGGCGGCGUCUAUGAUCAUGUGGAAAGCUGGUACGAGGAAGAAUACUCGUGGCCAGAAGAAGAAUCGGAAAGCGACGAGGAUUGGCUUGAAUCUCGAGAUUAAAGCGAGCCCAGUUCCUCAUGCGGCGUGCCUCCUUUCUUGUCUCGUAUUACACAUUUUGUACGACCGCUGGUCCCAAGUAUACAGUCGUGAUUUGA